Messenger RNA from Mya arenaria, 2412 nucleotides. Its product is annotated as E3 ubiquitin-protein ligase TRIM71-like. Lineage: Eukaryota; Metazoa; Mollusca; Bivalvia; Myida; Myidae. The transcript is spliced from 3 exons. Bases 74 to 1795 code for a protein of 573 amino acids. Gene Ontology annotation, molecular function: zinc ion binding. The record is from RefSeq and is a predicted model, not a curated record.
CACGACUCCACACCUGUUAGAAUUAUCAAACUACUUCCUGGUUAGUUAGUUUUGAAGAUCAACUAUAAUCGAGAUGGAGGUAUCUGGAAAGAAAUGUGACCCUGACCUUGACAAGGGCUCCACAGACACAACUGUCUGCUGUCAGCCGUGUAAAGAGGAAGGCAAACGCGCUAUAGCACAGGAAUUCUGUCAGACCUGCGAGGAGUACAUGUGUGAUCCCUGUAUUAAGGCCCAUAAGAAAUUCAAGAUGUCCAGGAACCACAUUAUGUUGUCAAAAGACAAGAUGCCGUCUUUCUAUCCAUCCACCAAGCAGUCUGACAUCGGCGACACGGAAUAUUGUAAAAACCAUCCAAAGGAGAUAAUCAAGUUUUACUGCCCGACCCACGGCGACCUUGGCUGUGGUGACUGUGUCGUACUUAACCAUCGCAGCUGUGAAGUCGAUUACAUCGCUGACGUGGCUAAAGAUUUUGUCAUUGGAAAUGAUUUCAAAGAGCUGGAACCAUCGAUAGAACGAGCUGAAGAUCUUCUAUCUGGGUCUAUAAGUAAUGUCAAUGAGCUUUUGGACAAGGUUGAAAAACAGUCUGAGUACGAGAUCGCCAGAUUAAGGAAGUUCCGGGAAGAAAUCAACACCUUCCUGGACCGCCGCGAGAAGGAGUUGCUCGAUAACAUCCGGAAAAUGAAGACCGAUGAUAAAAGCGUGCUGACUGCAGUAAAGACUGAAUGUGAGUCGUCGAAAUCGGGACUUAGGGCCAUAAGGACGAAUCUGUCUUCCGGCGACAUCUCGAUGAGCCAGCGGUAUGUAGCGGCGAGGAGAGCCCAGAGGACCAUACGGGAUAUACUGGAGAAGAAGGAGCAGAUGACUGGUCUGAUAAAGGCCCAGAAGUAUCAGUUUGUUAAUGACCCGGACACGGAACGUCUUCUUAGAUCGAGCAUGGGCCUGGGAACACUGGACGUUGCAGGAGAGUUUGUUCCAGUUCCUGACCUCUCUACUGUGACAUGGAAGAGGGGGGCGGACAUCCCGGUUCAAACGUCACAGGACCAGAAGACCUCCUGGAUCAGCGGCUCCGCCCUACUCUCGUCUGGUCUCUUACUCCUGGCUGACAGGAAUAACAAGAAUGUCAAACUUGUGAGUAUCCCCGCUCGCACGAUCACGUCCAACCUCCAGGUGCCAGGCCGGCCCUGGGACGUGUGUGUGCUCCCUGGUGACAAGGCCGCAGUCACUCUCCCGCAUAACUCCAUGAUUCAGUUGUUGUCUACAAAGGGGGGACAGUUGUCGUGUGAAAAGGAAAUUAAAGUAUCACCCAACUGUCGUGGUAUUGCGUUCUACAACAACAGAUUAUACGUUUCGUACGGAUCAAACCCGCGUAUUGAAGUGAUGACAUUGGAUGGUCAUAUUAUAAGUACAUUCCAAACAGAUGAUGGAAGAAAACUUUUCCAAGCACCAUAUUACCUAACUGUGUCAGCUUUAACACCACCGACCCUGUACGUGUCUGACUCCACUAGUCACACCGUUCUGCAGCUGUCCCUGGAAGGGAAGGUCCUGCGUGAGUACCAAGACAAGCAGCUCAUCCUUACCGAGUCCGUAGUAGAGGUAGGGCCGGGUCAAUUUCUUGUGUGUGGGCGGAACAGCAACAACGUGAUGCUGCUAAAGGAGAGGGAUGGAAAGAUGACGGAAAUACUGGGACAGAAGGACGGACUGAGUGUGCCCUACUCCGUGACCUUCUGUCCUCACACACGUACCAUAAUUGUCGGGAUGUUGAACAAUGACUCACUGAAGGUUUUUAAUGCAUACUGACAGUUUUUCUUGAUCAGUCGUGUUUUUCCUAUCUUUGACAGAAAAAUAUGUAAUUAAAAAUGUUUGAUCAACUGAAAAUUCGUAGCUAAUGUAAAAUUUAUAUUUCAACAUAAGCUUAUACUAGAAGUAUUGAUAUGUUGCAUUGUUUUAUUUAAUUGAAUGACCAUUGUUAUGUAUAUGAAAAUGAAAAUAAUGAAUGAAUGUGGUAUUUGCAUCAGAAGUUUUGCAUUUAUCUGGAAAUCACAUUCGUGUUUAACGACAUGUACAUAUAUCUGAUAUUUGCUAAGUACAUUUCCAUUUCUUUUAGCAACGAAAGUGUAAACAUUGUAAUUUUAUCUUACAACUUUUCAGUUAGAAGUUGUUUGAUGUUCAUAACUUUUGUUUUACAUGUUCACUAAAAUGCUCUAUGAUUUUACAUGACCCUUUCUUUAAUAACUAAACAAAAUAUCGUAUGAACUGAUGCAUAAUUUUCCUGUUUUUUUAAAAAGUUGAUAAUUCGGAUUCUGCAGUAACAAUGUAUUGAAUGGAUGGGGUAAAAUCCGUGCUGCUUUAAAACAGUAUUUCAUCUUGCAAAAGUACUCUAAAUAAAAUAUAUGAACGUUUUAGAUUAUAAAUAG